Molecule: messenger RNA, 1930 nt
Organism: Myotis lucifugus (little brown bat)
Lineage: Eukaryota; Metazoa; Chordata; Mammalia; Chiroptera; Vespertilionidae
Gene: MMAA
Product: methylmalonic aciduria (cobalamin deficiency) cblA type
Exons: 7
Coding region: 595-1863 (422 amino acids)
Cellular component (GO): cytoplasm
Molecular function (GO): GTPase activity; ATP hydrolysis activity; GTP binding
Source: RefSeq, a predicted model, not a curated record
UGAAGGGAAAUCCGGCAUAGAACAGGGUUUAAACAGCUCCUAGGUCUGUCAAAUACUGUGCCCGGGCCCGGGCCAAGCCUCUUCCAGCAAGCAUACUGUAUGCAGAUAAUUGGCAUUUCUCAUUAGAGAUUGAAAGACAACCUGUGCCAAAUGAUAUUUCUUUAAAACCUUUCUUAAGCGGUGUGCCCUAGUACACGUCCUUUUCGAAAACAAAAUUCAAGAAAGGCUAUUAUAUCUUUUCCAAGUUGAUAGAAAACCAAACGUUUCCUGGAGGUCUGUGCAGGUUCUAAAUCAUUUUGGGGUCGUACAGGAUGCCCAGAAUAUUCUUCUAUGUAGUAAGCACUUCACAUCAUUUUUUUGUUCAACGCGAUAAGAAUUAAAAAGAAAAACAAACAGUUCAGUUCUUUGAAGGCUUGUAUUCUACUAGAGACAAAAUAAACAUGUGAAAAGUUACAUGACCAUAAGAGAAGGUAGUCAUGGUUUGAGAUAUUCAAAGUUGUCUGAAGAAAACCUAUGCCUGCCUUGGAAAGUGGUGGGUGUUACAAAUCACAUUGAGCCAAAAAACGUCCGGUGUUUUCUUCAGCUACAAACAAAAUGAACAUCCCAGUGCUGCUCCAUCCUCACCAGUGCUUCCUGAAAGGCCUUUUGCGAACACCUUUCCGACGUUACCACUUCAUCUUGCACUCAAGAACUCAUCUCGGGUUAGGAGGCCCAUGUGCUCGGUCAUCUGAUUCUCUUGGACUUCCUUGUACAAAGUGGAUGCUGCUGUCCAAUGGUUUAAAGAGACAGUUAUGUGUACAAACAACCUUAAAGGAACAUACAGAAGGACUUUCUGAUAAAGAACAAAGACUUGUGGAUAAACUUUAUACUGGUCUAAUCCAAGGGCAAAGGGCCUGCUUAGCAGAGGCCAUAACUCUUAUAGAAUCAACUCACCACAGGAAAAAAGAGCUGGCCCAGGUGCUUCUUCAGAAAGUGUUGGUCUACCACAAAGAACAAGAACAAUUAAAUAAAGGAAAACCACGGGCAUUUCGAGUGGGAUUAUCUGGGCCCCCUGGUGCCGGAAAAUCAACCUUUAUAGAAUAUUUUGGAAAGAUGCUUACUGAGAGAGGGCACAAAUUGUCUGUGCUGGCUGUGGACCCUUCUUCUUGUACCAGUGGUGGAUCACUCUUGGGGGAUAAAACCCGAAUGACUGAGUUAUCAAGAGAUAUGAAUGCAUACAUCAGACCUUCUCCUACUAGAGGAACUUUGGGAGGUGUGACAAGGACUACAAAUGAAGCUAUUCUGUUGUGUGAAGGAGGGGGAUAUGACAUCAUUCUUAUUGAAACUGUAGGUGUGGGUCAGUCGGAGUUUGCUGUUGCUGAUAUGGUUGACAUGUUUGUUUUACUGCUGCCACCAGCAGGAGGGGAUGAAUUGCAGGGUAUCAAAAGAGGUAUAAUUGAGAUGGCAGAUCUGGUAGCUAUCACCAAGUCUGACGGAGACUUGGUUGUGCCAGCUCGAAGGAUACAAGCAGAGUAUGUGAGUGCGCUGAAAUUACUCCGCAAGCGUUCAGAAGUCUGGAGACCAAAGGUAGUUCGUAUUUCUUCCAGAACUGGAGAGGGGAUCGCUGAGAUGUGGGAUAAAAUGAGAGAAUUCCAGGACCUGAUGCUUGCCAGCGGCGAGCUGAUGACCAGACGACAGAAGCAGCAGAAAAUCUGGAUGUGGAACCUCAUUCAGGAGAGCGUGCUAGAACAUUUCAGGACCCACCCCACCGUGCGGGGCCAGAUUCCUCUCCUGGAAAGGAAGGUGCUCAGCGGGGCCCUCUCCCCAGGGCUAGCGGCAGACUUGUUGCUGAAAGCUUUUAAAGCAGAGACUAAUGAGAUGUAGGCUACACGGUAAUCUGACAUAUUGUUUCGUAAAGUAUUUUAAUAUUAAAAGUGAUUCUUCUGUGGUG